Drosophila miranda is the source of this 1534-nucleotide messenger RNA. RefSeq lists its product as uncharacterized. The transcript is spliced from 4 exons. NCBI's taxonomy places the organism in Eukaryota, Metazoa, Arthropoda, Insecta, Diptera, Drosophilidae. Bases 74 to 898 code for a protein of 274 amino acids. The record is from RefSeq and is a predicted model, not a curated record.
AUUUGUUAUCGUUUAUUGCCGGCUGAAAUUGUGGAUAUAAACAAACCAUUUGUAUAUUUUUUUUGGUUUUACCAUGACUUGUGACACAACUGAGGCCUUGGUGGCCCACAUGUGUGAUGUCGUGCAGUUCUACAUGCUACCGGAGCUGAAAGAAGAUCUGGACAACGUUCAGCUGGCUCCGUCGCAAUUUGAAAGUUAUCAUGUCUUGCUAGCUAACGAAUUGCCGAAAUUCUACGAUCUGGUGCAGGAAUUCCUUCAGAAGACCAAUAAUGCUGGACACGAAGAGCUGAGGGUACAAAUUGUGAUGCUUCUUUGCGAGCUGGCAGCUGCUCCUACCGUUUACCAACUUAAUGAUGGGAGUGGUAACUUGCUGCGAAAUGCCAAUAAAUUGGGAAGGAAACUCUCCGAUACGUGGGGGGAAUCAAUGGACGCGCACAUACUCAAAAACUACGAGAAAAAGCUGCAAAAGAACUGUUGGAAGCGACAGCUUGGCGCCGUGCAUGGCUUUGCCAGAUAUCUAGAGCUCCGUUAUACGAAGGACGACAAAAUGACCACCCAGAUGCUAGCCUUCAGCCUGUCGGUCGGACUCAAUGUGCGGGAGUGCUACGACUUUGUCUAUAAGCAACUCGGUGUGCAGAUCUUUUCAAUAAUGCUGAAGCAUGGCGCCCUUAAGGACAUUCAGGAAUUGAAUAUCCACAGCGUGAUCUAUGAUCAUGCGCUUAGAGAUGCCUUCAGCAUGGACUCGAUUGAAGCUGUGACUGCCAUAUGGAAUUGUCUGUACCUCUGUCUGGAUCACUUCAUUGAUCUGGAUGCCUUUACGGUGGGGGGCUGUCCUCACAAAAUAGUUGAAUAUUAUUUACAGAGUGGUUUAUCCCCCACAGUGGAACCAAUGCGAUGAUAUGCUGGACGGGCUCGUUUGAAAUGUGACAAUGUCAUCCAAAGCCAACAACUCCAUUUGCCUGCUUCAGUUUAUAAUACGACUUGGCUACUACUUCACCAUCCAUGCAUAGGUAGUCCCGGUCUGAACCGUACACCGCAGCAGUGCACCACGAAUGGCGUAGUAGAAGCCCGAAAUCCUCUUCUGCUUGAACAUCAGAUGGACCGAAAUGUAGUGCAGCACAUUUGCCUGGAUGUUCACUCUUAUUAUGUCUAUGGGAUGUGAUAGCAUAAUGGCAGCUACAUUGAUCAGUGUUGUGCCACCGCUGUCAUUGCUUGUCAUAUUGAAUAGUCACGCCUACAACAUGGCACAGUAAAGCAAUAUUUUUAACAUGUCUUCCCCAAACGUAGGAAUAACGUGUUCGAAACGCAAUUGGCGAAGAAGCGCUCUUGUUCGGAGCGAGCAGCAUGUACGUUCUGGUUUAAGAUUUGACUACGAUUGAGCCCUGCACCUAUUAUUAGUACAUUAAAUAAUCAAAUCAUUAUUUCGUUAUUGUAGCUUAGUGUCUUCAGAUGACAUAUUUUAUUAGAUAUAUAUGUAUAUGUGUUAAGUUGAAAUACGAUUAAAUGGUAAUUCCUUCACAGAAGGAAAUUUUGA